Molecule: messenger RNA, 1865 nt
Organism: Thunnus maccoyii (southern bluefin tuna)
Lineage: Eukaryota; Metazoa; Chordata; Actinopteri; Scombriformes; Scombridae
Gene: ptpmt1
Product: protein tyrosine phosphatase mitochondrial 1
Exons: 4
Coding region: 170-742 (190 amino acids)
Biological process (GO): protein dephosphorylation
Molecular function (GO): phosphatidylglycerophosphatase activity; protein tyrosine/serine/threonine phosphatase activity; phosphatidylinositol-4,5-bisphosphate 5-phosphatase activity
Source: RefSeq, a predicted model, not a curated record
CUUCGCCACCCUAGGAAAAACUAUCCCUGCUGGGGGAGGGACACAUGCUAACCGGUUAACAUGAGCUUCAGAUCGGACUGCCGUGACAUCUGUGCUUCUGACACUGAGCACGACAACAACUGUGUGUGGUAAUGAGACGCUGAGCGAGUUUGAAAGCUGAGUUUUGUAUAUGUUUUGGUUCAAGAACUCAGCCAUGUCGGGAGCGUUAGCAAGGCUGCUCUUCUACCCGACUUUAGCCUACAAUGUUGUCAUGGAGAAGGUGUCGUCGAGGCGGUGGUUCGACCGAGUGGACCGGACCGUGAUCCUCGGAGCGCUGCCGUUCAGAUCCAUGACAAAACAGCUGGUAGAAACAGAAAACGUCCGAGGGGUCGUCACCAUGAACGAGAAGUAUGAGACCAAAUAUUUCUGCAACUCAGCCGAGGAGUGGCGGGCCGUCGGCGUGGAGCAGCUGAGGCUGAGCACCAUCGACCUCACCGGCGUCCCCAGCCUGGAGAACCUGCACCGAGGCGUCGAGUUCGCCCUGCAGCACAGAGAGCGAGGGACCAGCGUUUACGUCCACUGUAAGGCCGGACGCUCCCGCAGCGCCACGCUGGUCGCUGCGUACCUCAUACGGUUACACAGUUGGACUCCAGAGGAAGCCUGUGAGAAGCUGGCGUCUGUCCGGCCGCACAUCCUGGUUCGCUCGGCUCAGCUGGAGAUGCUGAGGAAGUAUCACCAGCAGGUGUGCGGACAGUCCGGCUAAGAGAGCGCGGAGCGGCGGGUCGGACCUCAUCCUGUUCCUGCAGCAGCGGGAAGACUGGACUCAGAGCUUUAUUUGAAGUCACGCUGACGUGAAACAAAGCUGUUUUCUUUUCAGAAAAAUCCUCCAUAUCAUACUGUACACCCACCGAAGAGUAAAUGCUGAAAUAAUUGUUCUUUUUAAAUCAGAUUCUCUUGAGUUUUACUGGGAAAUGGAAGGUUUUUAGUUGUUAAUUCACAACGGAUCAGUAAGCAGAAAUGUAUAUUUUUACAUUAUCAUGAAGGUUUUGUCACCCUCAUCAUUUUUUCCUUUAAUUUCCUGAUUGUGGCUAAAACAAAAAAAAAAUAUCUGGAAUUAUUGAAGCUCAGAAUUAUAUUAAAAGAAAUGUAACUUUUAAAAUAUAUAAACAAUCCCUCCUUUUUUCAGCAAAAAUUACUUCCAUAUUCCAACGUUGCAGUCAUGUUUUCUUGUGGUUUAAUCAUAAAAAACACUCCAAGCAUUUGACUUGCCUUUGGAUUGCAGUGUCACAAUACGAUGAGGACGUUUUACAGCAAAAUUCAGCAUCGAAGCGUUUACUGUGCUCAGUGGAAAACUUUCCUAUUGUGCCUCACAGCAUGAAAACAUAUUGACAGUUAAUUGUUGAUGAAUGCAGGCUGAUAGUGUUUGCAAAUGCUGUGAUGUUACUGUCAAAUACAUGUAUGUAUGUAUAUGUGUGCAUACAGUUAGUAAUGUGAUGUGAUUGCAUGAAAACACAAGUUACUCUCUGACUAAACGCUGUUCUGUCUCACAAGAUAUUUGAUGUAAAACAAGCUUUUCAGCCACAGUGAAGUACUCAUAUUUCAAAACUGUUGUUAGCUUUAGCCAUUGAGAGGAAACUUGAUACUGUUCCUCCAUAUUUCAGAUUGCAAUGUUGACGUUUGUACUCUACUGUAUUGAUCUGACGGCUGUAGCUGCUUUGCAGAGUGAUGGAAAGUCACAUUCAUGAGAUAAAAUCAUAAUGUUCAUUUAUCAUUUUUAUUCAUUUUUGCACCGGGGAUAAUUUGUAUUAUUAUUAUUAUUAAAGUGAUCAUUUUGUUCAUCUUCAAAGUGUCAACCUUUAUUGAAAUUAAAUAUAUUUGCAUAUUUA